Aspergillus glaucus CBS 516.65 is the source of this 558-nucleotide messenger RNA. RefSeq lists its product as uncharacterized. The record is from RefSeq and is a predicted model, not a curated record. The coding region runs from base 1 to 558 and encodes 185 amino acids. The transcript has 2 exons. Lineage: Eukaryota; Fungi; Ascomycota; Eurotiomycetes; Eurotiales; Aspergillaceae.
AUGAGUGAACUCAACAACAUCAACUCGAUUGCUACCCCCAAGCAGGGCGAGUUCAAGCCCAGUGUCCAGCCUACCAACGCCCCCCAGGAGCACGGUGGUCACAAACCCGGCGUCAAGGCAACCCCCGGCGACUACGCCCCCGAAUUCCACGCCGAAACACACCCCCCCGGCACCGCCCCCGCCAGCAACUCCUUCACCCCUAACACCAUCAACGAGCCCGGCAGCCAGGCAAAUAACCCCAGCGUCGAGCGCGGCCACGGCAAGGAGUCCGUCAAGACCUCUGCAGCGGAUACUCUGCAGGGGGCUACAUCGCAGGAUGUCUACACCGGUAUCGGCCACCCGGUUUCUGGAAUGACCAGCAGCGAGCUUAGACAUGAUGGUCAAAGCCACCGUAAGCACGUUGGUGGUGGUCUCGAGGGUGUUGGUGCUAGCAGAGAGCCUGGCUUUGAGCGUUAUAUCCCUGGCCAGCGGGGUCUGGAGCGCGAUCAGGCCCAUGGUGGCCAGCGUGGUGACAAGGGUGCCCUUGGCGCAGAGAAUGUCCAGCCUGAGUCGGCUUAG